Talpa occidentalis (Iberian mole) is the source of this 9801-nucleotide messenger RNA. It is a transcript of the gene ST8SIA5, whose product is annotated as ST8 alpha-N-acetyl-neuraminide alpha-2,8-sialyltransferase 5. The record is from RefSeq and is a predicted model, not a curated record. The coding region runs from base 10 to 1248 and encodes 412 amino acids. NCBI's taxonomy places the organism in Eukaryota, Metazoa, Chordata, Mammalia, Eulipotyphla, Talpidae. The transcript has 8 exons. Gene Ontology annotation, molecular function: alpha-N-acetylneuraminate alpha-2,8-sialyltransferase activity. Gene Ontology annotation, biological process: oligosaccharide metabolic process; N-glycan processing.
GCCGCCAGGAUGCGCUACGCGGACCCCUCGGCUAACCGGGAUUUGUUGGGAAACCGAACUUUGCUCUUCAUCUUCAUUUGCGCGUUCGCCUUGGUGACCUUGCUGCAACAGAUCUUGUACGGCAGGAACUACAUCAAGAGAGGCCUCCAGUUUGGUUGGCAGAGUGGUGACCAGUUGGCCAAUUGGACGGGGCUCUUUAAUGUCACGGACGACCCAGCAGUGCAGAGCGGCAGUGACUCCAGCUCCAGGUACUUUGAAUUUUACGAGGGCCCUUUAGAAUAUAACUCCACAAGAUGCCUGGAGCUGAGACACGAAAUCUUGGAAGUGAAGGUGCUGUCCAUGGUGAAGCAGUCGGAGCUGUUUGACAGAUGGAGGAGCCUGCAGAUGUGCAAAUGGGCGAUGAAUAUCUCUGAAGCCAACCAGUUCAAGUCUACUCUGUCCAGGUGCUGCAACGCCCCCUCCUUUCUCUUCACCACCCAGAAGAACACUCCCCUGGGGACGAAGCUCAAGUAUGAGGUGGACACCAGCGGCAUCUACCACAUCAACCAGGAGAUCUUCCGCAUGUUCCCCAAGGACAUGCCGUACUACCGGUCCCAGUUUAAGAAGUGUGCCGUGGUGGGUAACGGAGGCAUCCUUAAGAACAGCCGCUGCGGGAGGGAGAUCAACAGUGCUGACUUUGUCUUCAGGUGCAACCUACCCCCCAUUUCAGAGAAGUACACCAUGGACGUGGGGGUGAAGACUGAUGUGGUCACUGUGAACCCCAGCAUCAUCACAGAGAGGUUCCACAAGCUGGAGAAGUGGCGGCGGCCCUUCUACCGCGUGCUGCAGGUGUACGAGAACGCGUCGGUGCUGCUGCCCGCCUUCUACAACACGCGCAACACCGACGUGUCCAUCCGCGUCAAGUACGUGCUGGACGACUUCCAGUCGCCGCAGGCCGUCUACUACUUCCACCCGCAGUACCUGGUCAACGUGUCGCGCUACUGGCUCAGCCUGGGGGUGCGCGCCAAGCGCAUCAGCACCGGCCUCAUCCUGGUCACCGCCGCGCUGGAGCUCUGCGAGGAGGUGCACCUGUUCGGCUUCUGGGCCUUCCCCAUGAACCCCUCGGGGCUCUACAUCACCCACCACUACUACGACAAUGUCAAGCCCCGCCCGGGCUUCCACGCCAUGCCCUCCGAGAUCUUCAACUUCCUGCACCUGCACAGCCGGGGCAUCCUCCGCGUGCACACCGGCACCUGCAACUGCUGCUGAGGGCGGAGGCCCUGCGCGGCCACCCGGCAACCGAACCUCGCUGCUCCUCUGCAUCUGGCGCCGGGCGGUGCCCAGGCCUGGCCUUCAGGCAGUCACUCCCUCGGUAGUUCAGUCUUGUGAGGAUCCUGUGGGCCGGGAGGCAGGGAUGGGGGCCAGGACAGCUCUGCUCUGCCCACAGGUAACCUGUUGCAGGCCAGGCCUCCAGAUGGGGGACCCUGGGCAUUGCAAGUGAAUAAAGCACAUUUCCACUUAAUGUUAGCGUCUGAGAGAGCACAAACCUCAGCGGGCUUUUGGCAGCUAAGGGAGUCCCAGGUGGAGGAGAGACAGGAGAAGGGGCAUGUGAGCAUGGUCAAGGCUUAAUGCAGACUUUCAGGUUCCUGAGUUUUAAUCCAAGGCCUCAGCCAGGAGCUGCUGUCUAGAAUCUCGGAACUGAGAGGCCAAGCCAGCAGCCAGGUGUUCAGAGUGGCUCAGGGACUUAUCAACGGAAGUCACCCCGACCAACCGAGUCCAUUAAGUGACAUGGUGACAUCUGACGCAAGGCCAGCAUGCUAGGAUCUUUCCCGAGAGCCUCGGCCCUUCAAACACAUCCUCAGACUCACACAGUCUUGGUGCCUCCAGGUUCAAUCCUGCGUUUGAUCUUUUGACAAGAAGGAAAUAAACCAGACCAGCCAUUUGCACUAAGGUUUUCAAGCCAGUGUUAUCGACUCAAUAAGUGCUUAGCAAUUUGCUUCCUUUCUGAUUCCUUAUUUCCAGCUCUGUUUUAACCAGGAGUUAUUUAUAUAAGAGCCAUUCCUCUUUCUGUUCCUAAAUACUGCAGAAUCCUGCUCGCUCAUGUUGCUGAGUCAGAACCGCGAGGCUCCAGGCUGAAAGUGCUGACUUGUCACUGGUGAGCUUAGGGGAUGGCCUCCGGCGACACCAGCAUCACCAGGGUUUGAACUGUAAAGGAGUGACUUCAUACAUGCACCCAUGGGGCUUACACUUUGGGAAAGUAGCGUGCCCAGGCUAAAAGGGGCUCAGAAGUCAUUUCACCUCUGAAGUUCAUUCCCUCUGCUCUCCCUCAGGUGUUUCCACCAUGAAUGAGGCUGUGCCUGGUAGAGGCCUAUGGGGAAUUUCCUUGGUAUUUGGCUCUGUGGGACCAUGGGACCUUAGUGUCAGAGGGGCUUUAUCCCCCUUCCCCCUCACUUCUCUUCCCCCUUCUCUCUCUCCAUCCCUUAUACAUUCCCACAAGCCUCUGCCUUGGGAGGCCAAGAUGGCAAAUGGAGUCAGUGCCUCUGCUUCUCAGAGUGGAGGGCAGACCACACACAGACUCCAGGCUGCCUGCUGAAGCUCAGGGGAGGAAGAAGAACUGAGCACACAGCAGGGACAGCACCUUCCACCUGAGGGCCUCAUCUUACAGACAGAGCUGUAGGUCCAUCCAGGAGGGACAGGGGAGAGCUCAGGUGUGCCCAGCCUCCAGGCUCCCAAUAAGGGAUCCUCCCUGAGCAGAACGUCUUUAUCUGUGUUUCGAGUUGGCGGGUGUUUAUGGAGCCUGUCUUCUGUGUGUAACACUGUCCUAGAUGCUGACCCUUCACCUUCCUUCUGAAUGCCCAGCUGGGAAAAGCUCAAGCCAGUCUGGAGAACAGGAAAGUAGCCAAUCAGCAGAGGAGGCCCAAAUGCUUGGUAAAUCGGGAAAACUACCCCAGGGCAGUGGAUGGUUGUGCUUUCUUGGGCUCUGCCUAUUUCUCCCAAGGAAGGAACGCCUGGGACAGAUUCCUACUAAUUGAGGUUCCCAGCCCCUUGUUUAAACGUGAUUAACUGAGCCCAGUUCUUGAAACUGUGGAAUUGGAAGACUCUUAAAUACCACUUUAUCCCACUUAAGGAAACAGAUCAAGAACAGGGAAAGUGACUUGGGUCAAGUCAGGUCUGGGGCUCCACCAAGUUCCUGCUGUAGAAGCCCUUUGGGUAAUGUUUAUGUUCCAGAUGGGGCAGAGUCGGGGGCUGGAAACUGGUGAGUUGGACACAAUGGCUCUCACAGCCCAGGGAUGUCUGCCCCUUGGAGGAGCUAGAGAUGCAGAUAAGGAUCCAUCCCAUCAAUUGUGGCUUCUGACUCCAGAUCCUAUUUCUGCUUGGGGCCUUAGGACAAAUCCCCCCUCUUCCUUGGAGUCUCAGUUUCUUCAUCUCUCUAACUAGAGGCUUAGAAAAGAUCUCUAUAGUCUCUAUAAUCUAUUUUCUUGGAGGUAUUCAUGAUGUGUGGAUCUAGGCCAUAAGUAGUAUUUAUAUAGUGUAAUAGCUAAGAUUUGCUGUGCUCUCAUUCUGUGUCAGGCCCUAUACCGAGCACUAUCUUUGCAUUCUUUCCUCUAAUCACCAUGAGAUCCUCUUAAGUAGGAGGGCUCCCGUUAUACAGGUGAGGAGACUAGGCUGAGAGCCAUUCAGUGAUAGGCCCCCAGUGGAGGAAACUGGCCCAGGUCUGUAGAAUCUAGAGGCUGUGCUCCGAGCCUCAGUCCCAGCCACCUCCCAGCCAGCAGCAACAGGGUGGGAAGAAGAGGGGUCCCGGCAGAGAAGGCACUGCAGGGCAGUCCUGGCUCCUGCUCUAAGGACAAUACUCUGGAGCCAUCCCAAGUCCUAGAGGCUGUCAUGGUAUUAGGAGGUAGGUGCCUCCUACCCCAUCCUGGUCCCACCCACCCCAGCCCACCUCUAGCGCCAGCACCAACCCACCCACAGAAUGUAUGCUGUCUAGCACGGGAGAGGAGCUGAGGCCAUCACCACAUUUUGCAGGUAGGAGAGAUGCCCAGAAAGGUCCAUGUUAAGUGAGAACUUGUUGAGGGACUUGUCCAUGGCCACAUGGCCUCUAGUUUCCUGACUUCCAGGCCGACCUUUCUCCUGCAGUCAGUGUUGGGAGGAAAAACACUUCCAGAAACUCAGAAAGAUCCAGGCUUUAGCUCAAGAAGCCCCCACCAUCUCCCUCGCAGCCCUAUCACUGCCCCAUUGUGUGGUACAGGUGACCAGUUAAAUUCUUAUUUAAGGGGAAUCGAUUCCCCACAAGCAACACAACUGUGUAUCUUCCUUUGUGCUAAACCCCACUGCUCUGGGGUUGUAAGGCAGCAGUAAUAAAUACAUGACUCGGUGCUUAGUCAAGCAGAAAGGAAGGUGGCUGAAGGUCAGCCAUGGGCUCUGAGCCGGUUUCAGCCGCGCUGCUGCUGCUGCAACGCUGCCGCUAAGUGCCUGGCGAGGAGCUGGUCACCUUGACUUUGCUGAGCCUGGGGAGGAGACAGGGCAGGGCUUUCUGAUAACUGAGGAAGAAAACAGAACUGGCUUCAGGCAUUCAACAAAAAUAUAUAUUGAGUGCUCAUUUUGUGCUGGGCAUUGUCCCAGGUGCCAGGGAGCUGGUGACAAAGCAAAGGCAGCCCUGGCCUCCUAGAGCUUGUGGAUUGGUGGGGGUGUCUGGAGGCCGAACCCAGAGUCUCCCAGUGCACGCAGGAGUUGUGCUGAGUGCUGGCAUGACCCAGCUCUGGGAAGCUGGAGGGGCGCAUGAGGGCAUGCAGGGAGUGGGUUCUGAGUUCCCAAGGUUGGCGGAGAAUAAUCACAAUUGCCAAAGCGGUGGAUGGUCUCAGGCCUCAUCGUUGACAGCCGCAUGGCAUGCGACAGGGUGGGCCCACUGCCUUUUUGAGUCCCUUUCUGUGUUUUCUGGUAACUCCCCCCCACCCCACUUCCUUCCUGUUUGUCUGAAUGCUUCUGCUCAGGCCCCCUGGUUGAUUCUGCGAAGCGUUCUCAGGGUUCUUUUACUAGGAGCAUUUCUGCAGAAAUGCCAUCUGUCUGCAGUUUCAAGUCUCUCCUGUCUGUCCUGGCAUCCUGACCCCCUGACCUGAAAGCCACUUCUCCUUGGCGCUUCAGAAGCAGGUUUUUGGUGGCUCUGGAACAUCUGCCUAUGCGGCACCUCUCACCUCAACAUGUCCUCAAUCUGGACUCGAAGCUGUCUCCUGACACUUACUAACUGGGUGACCUCUGCGAGCUGCCGAAACCCCUGGGGACUCUCGUUCAUCACUUGAGGAGUGAAGCCAGGACACCAGCCUCAGCAGCUGCAAUGAAGGUUAAGUGGGAUCAGUGCCAGGCACAAACUAGACCCCCAGGAGUGCAGGUUCCCCCUGCCUCCUUCCCCAGCAGUCCAGGAGCUGCUGGUACCGCACCCCUGGCCACUGAGUCCCAGACCCGGUCACCCCGGCUCUUCCUUCUCCUUUCCCUUCUGUGUGUAUUUGUUCACCAAUCCUUGCCAGUCCCAGCUCAUGAAUAUCCCUUGAAUUCAUUUCCUCCCUGCAACCCUCAUCUUUCUCCUUCCAUAGAACAACCUUCUAGAAACACCUUUGGGGGAGCCCUCUGUCUGGCUGUACUGUGUAUUCCAGAUUCCUCGCCCAGCUCUGUGGGCCAUGUCCUAAACUGGCUUACUCACCUCCCAGAGACCCUCCUGCCACCUCCCUGCUCCCCAGGCCCACACUCCGGGCCUUGUGCCUUUGCACAAGCUGUCAGCAACGCUGUCUCCCCUCCUUUCCCCUUUCCCCAGCCACUUUUGCAGGUGAUGUCGGGUUAUAGGCCGAGGCCUUCCCUCUGUGAACCUGGGCCGGGCACUCUCUCCUCUGAGUUUCUCCCCAGCUCUCUCUGAUGCAGAAGGACAACCUCAUAGCAUGAUGCAUGGGCGUCUCCGUGUCCUUUCCCGGAGGGGAGGCACUGUAUCUGGUUCAUCUCUGUGGCCCCAGCACAGGCAGCCAAGUUUACUGUAGCAAGGAGGUCUCUGGUAACGUAGUGGACACCAGCAGUUCGGGAGACCUCAUUAAUAAACUGAGAAACACCCUGUAUUGUCAGCAUAAGAGUCCUGUGUUGAUUUUUUUUUUUUUUUUUUUGGCCUAGUACCUUCUGUGCAUAAAGCACUGAGCUAAGCAAACUCCUUACCUUUCCUUGGGAAGUUUGGGGCCCAGGAACCUGAAAUGUCUGUGUUGGGUGGCUUGCUGGCUCCAUCGCCCCAUCUCUUGCUUCCCUUUAUUAAAAUCUUGCUCACCUGCAUCUGGUCCACUAACAAACCUUUCUCUUUUGUUUAGUUCAAACAAAAGAAGGGAAGAUGUUUUUUUUUUUUUCUUCCUUUCCUUUCUCUCCCCUCCCUCACAACCUUGCAGAUUUGUCAGGCCCUUGUGUCCCUCUGCCGAGGUGCAGGCUGGGUCACAGUGUACCAGGGAUUUAUAAUCCAGCCUCAAAGCCAAGUGGAAAAUGCUUUAUUUAUCGGCUGGAAAACAGAUAAGCUGAGCUCUGCAAAAUGUCUGUUCCAGAUGUGGAUGAGAGUGGGGGCUAGGAGCUUGGGCUGUGAGGUGGUGCUGCUGAGUUCAGUACCCACCGUGGCCUCUCUCCCUACAGCCAGGGCGGGGCCAGUGUGGCUGUAGGUAAGGGAAGGUGGGGGAGGGGUAUGCCAAAGUCCAGGUGUCUUCUGUCCCCUGGAGGGCAUUGAUUACCUCCUACCAGGCUUCCUGAGAAAGCAGGGCUUUCUUCAAAGGGUAGAAUCAGAAUCCCCUGGGUGCUUGUUAAAACCCAGCCUAUUGGCUCAGAACCUGGGGCAGGGAUGUGGUGCCAGGGAAUCAACAUGGGUGACAUCCCCAGGGGGCCCUCAAGCACCUCUGGGCUCUCCCCGUGGUCAGGGGCUGCUGCCAGGUGAGUGGUGAAGUCUGGCUUGAAAUUCAGUCUGGAGUAUUAAGUGACAAAGAGUAAAAACCAGAAUCUGGCACACAACCCAGCCUCUGCGUCUUCUAUAAAUAUGAUCAUAAAUAUAAAAUACAGCCUGCUAUUAGCCUAGCACAAAACUUAACUGCUCAGGAAUCUGUAACAUCUACAAAAUGUGUUCUGGCCUCAACACUAUCCAAGUCCUUUUCUCUCCCUACUGUGGUAAAAUACACACAACAUAAAAUUUACUACUUUAACCAUUUUUUUAAAAAGAUUUAUUUAUUUAUACAAGAGCUGGGACAGGCCAGAGGCGCAGGAGGGUGAGAGGAUUCACUAGAGACAGAGCGGGGAGCAGAGCAGACAGACGGACCGAAAGCACUGCUGAGGGGACUAUUUUUUAGAGCCCAUUGCAGUAGUGUUAAGUGCAUAUUGCUGUGCAACUGAUCCCCAGAACUUUUCAUCUUGCAAAACAAAAACUCUAUCCCAGGAAGGGGCCACACCCCUCACCCCCUCUUCCAGACCCAGUGACCACCCUUUUGCUUUCUAUCUCUGUGGGUUGACUGCCCUAGCACCUCACCUAAGUGGAGUCAUAGUUUCUGUCUUUCUGUGAUUGGCUUAUCCAUAUAGAAUCGCUGAAGUGAAAGCUGUUCUCGAUGACAGUAAAUGUUUUCGGUGUCCCUAUAAUAAUAUUGUGACGUUUGGUUUUGCCUUGAAGCUCUGUUCUGCACCGUGUGGUCCCUGACUUCCGGCGACCUGGUGCCUCUGCCGAGGGGCAAGGCAGACUUGGUCUUGCUCUGCUGGCAGCUGGCCAGCUGGUGACCCAGAGGCCCAGCCCUGCCUACCUUUUAUGCCUUUGGAUAUUUGCUUCUGAAUCUUCUUUUCAUUCAAAGAAGAAAGGAAAGGCCUGUGGAAGGAAGGGAGGGAGAGGAGAGGGAGAGCAUGUGAGCGGGUACUGUAUGACUCAGCAAUCAGAGACUGUCUCGCCAACCUUUUCUUAGAUUUGGGUUCAAAGUUUGAUUUCCUCUGGAAUUCUCAGCCCUUGCGAGCAUAUUGGAAUCACCCAGGGAUCUUUUGAAAAUAAGCCCCUUGCCAGAUCUUCACCUUUUCACGGGGUUUGAUUCAGUUGGCCUGGGGAUAGGCCUGUGUGUCCUAAGUCAUUAUUUUGCAUUGUGGUUGAGACUGUUUGCCCUAAAGAAGCGGGUCCUCACCCUGGGAGCUUUAAGAAAUGCCAGGCCUCCCCUGGUGGCGCAGUGGUUGAGCGUUAGGUUGUGAGGCUGCCCGCAGCUUCUGCAGCGCCAGUUUGAUCCCCAGCCAUCGGUGAGGGUCCCACAAUCAAUCAAUCAAUCAAUCAAUCAAUAAAUAAAUGCAUCUUUGAAAAAAGAAAAAAAAAAAUGAAAGAAAUGCCAGGGCCUGGAUCCUGCCCCCAGAGUUUCUGAUCCAGUCUGAGAGUUCUCAAACUCGGCAAUAGUUUAAUUUGCAGCCAAUGUUGAGACCCCUAUUCUGCACCAGCAGUUCUCAAACCCGAACCUGCAUCAGUGGCCCUUGGUGAAAAGUUCUGGGCCCACCUCCAGGCAGAUUUGGUGAGCUUAGCAGGAACCACAGCUCCUGAGCCAGGCUGAUGCAGGUCCGGGGACUGCAUGUGAAGGUGGCUGUUCUACAUGAUCUUUGAACUAGCUUGGUUUUGUGCUGUAUUUUUUCCUGGUUGCGGAUGGGGAGAAUCUGAUUCAGGCCUGAGCCUUCUUAAAAGCACCAAGAGAUAUUCUUUUUCUGGAUAUUUGAAACCUUUAAAUAAACGUCAUGAAAUAUUUUGAAAGUGAAGUUACAUAGAUUUCUUCUCCCUCGGUUAGGAGGCGCAGGUGUGCCUGCGUGAAGAAUUCGUCUGUGCCCCACAUUAGGAUGCAUUUUGUGAUGAGAGCUCAGGGGCUGGUGUUUCUGGAGUGGGGAGCAGCCCUGUCCUGUCCUGCUGAGGGUUACCUUGUCACUGGUGCUGGGGUCAGGUCAGGGUGCUGUGCUGUGCUCUCCAGCACGGGUGCUCCAGGCCCACUAGGGGUGAAAGUCUGGGUCCAACAUUCUGUUCCUCCCUUUCCCCAUGGGAAUCAAACACAGGAGGUGAUGAGGAAACCUCCCUGGAACGGGUGCUGUGAGCAGGCAAGGGCCACAUCCCGUUGCUUCAUGUACUUCUUUCCCUUUAAUUUUGCUGGAGUUGAAACCAACUUGUCAGAACCUGAUUCUUGCUUCAAUCUCCUUUCCCUCCACUUGGAGAUGAGUCCUUGUCCCUUCCCUCUGCAGAUACCCACCCCCCCAACCCUCCCAGGCAGCCUGGGGCCCAGGGCAGCUCAGAAUCUUGUAUUCAGAAUAUUCUGUUUCCCAGAAUUCAGCGUGCAGCCACAGGUUACCAAAACCCAGAUUGUGGUGGAGAGUUGUUAAGGGAGGAAGUGUGACUUUUUAUUGAAACGAGGUAAAAGCACACCUCACUUCUCCGGAGCCUGUCCCCAGCAAGCGCCCCUCGUCCUCAGGUAGCUGACGACUCAGAUGAAGGGAAAUUAAUUUCGAGCCCUUUUGGAAUAGAUGCUCUAAAGUUCUGUAUCAAAGACCAAACAUUUGGUAACAGCAAACCCCUCACGGCAUUCAUUUUAAUUUUAAGUUCAAUUUUAGCAGACUUGAUUUUGGUUUCUAAUAAUAAAGCAAACUAAGAGAUUGGUGACCAGUGCUAGAUACAGUAAGAAGUGGCAGCUAAUCCACCAAGUCCCGAUCCUGAAGCAAUUCAGACAAUUUCACCCUGAGGGGGCCACACCCCUGCAAAGGCACAAAAAGGCACCAGCAACUCUCCCUCUGCUGCUUGAAAGAUGCUGGGGAACAGCUCACACCCUGUAGAAU